Zea mays is the source of this 4597-nucleotide messenger RNA. Its product is annotated as Protein NRT1/ PTR FAMILY 4.6. The record is from RefSeq and is a predicted model, not a curated record. Gene Ontology annotation, biological process: transmembrane transport. Bases 2759 to 4261 code for a protein of 500 amino acids. Gene Ontology annotation, molecular function: transmembrane transporter activity. The transcript has 4 exons. Gene Ontology annotation, cellular component: membrane. Lineage: Eukaryota; Viridiplantae; Streptophyta; Magnoliopsida; Poales; Poaceae.
CCCUGUGUCUGUGUGCUGGGCCGGCGGCGGCGAGUGUGUGCGAUGCGGUGACCCUCACGCAGCCCACGCCUGACGCCUCCAGGGGACAGGACGGGCCUCUGCCUCUCUCUCCUUCACCUUCACUUUAAAAUACACCAGCCCGCGGCUCCUCAGCGCUCUCUCUCGCUCUCGCUCUCGUCAGGCACGCACGCACGAGUGAACACAGACGCGAUCUCCUGCUCUCUGCCUCCCUCGUUCUCCUCUGCCCGUGCGCGCUCCAGGGCACACACGUACGGAGCGUGCGAGCACCGUCAUGGAGGAGGACGGCGGCGGAGGCGCGCGGCACGUGGAGCGGUGGGAGGGCUACGUGGACUGGAGGAACCGGCCGGCGACCAGGGGCCGGCACGGCGGCAUGGCCGCCGCCUCCUUCGUGCUCGUGGUGGAGGUGCUGGAGAACCUGGCGUUCCUGGCGACCGCGAGCAACCUGGUGACGUACCUGAUGGGGUCCAUGGGCUACUCGCCGUCGCAGUCGGCCACGGCGGUGACCAGCUUCAUGGGCACGGCGUUCCUGCUGGCGCUGCUCGGCGGCUUCCUCUCCGACGCCUUCCUCACCACCUACACCGUCUACAUCGCCAGCGCCUUCGUCGAGCUCACGCUUCUCUAUGCAUCCCGGCUCUACUCGAAGCGACCGCAGCCAGGCUUCCGAGCAAAGCUCGCGGCGAGCGUACGGGCCCAGCCAGGCUCAGUACAUGCAACGGCACGUAUACCGAGGUAUGUUUUUAGUUAGUUUUUUUGUUAUAUCUUCUAAUUAAAAGAUUUAAUCACCGAACAAAUUUUAUAUUUGUGUCCCCAAUAUUUUUUCGAUCAAAACUAGACCAUAUAUGCUAUAUAAUAUUUAAAAUUUUAUUUGUGCAUUCUUCACUAGUACAUGUUUUGAUACAUACAACCAAACACUGUCUCAAUACCGCCAGAUUUAAUUGAGCCAAGUAACCAAACACUAAACCUUUGCAUACACUCAACCAGGCUAUAUAUAGCCUGGCUGACUGAUGCGAGCCAGGCGGACCAGUGAAACGAACCAAUCACGUGGAAAAUGAUUUGUUUUGCAUUUACUCAUGCAACCUGCGUCUAACACGUACAGUCAACCAGACAUAAACUCAAACAAAAUCAACACAUACGAUGGUCCGAGAUAAGUUGAUAUGAGCAACCAAUCAGCCGUGAUAUUGCAGCUGUGCCACUGCCAUGGCCAUGGGCGGCAUACGCAUCAGGUCCAAUGAUUGGUGCUAGGACGCCAAAAACAAAACGUAGGAGGCCCCGCCCAAUGCAAGGUGCCGUGCCAAUCCUCGGAAGCCAUCUCAUUCUGAGUAGCCCAGUAGUACCUGGAGGCCGGCGUGCGGGCCCAUUUUGUGUGGGCGGUAAGCCGGUAAGGUUCGGUGGCGCCGACCACGCUAAUCUCUACGUUCUACGCGCCUGGCCCUGGCGGUGAUGAAAGACAAGAAAGAGACUGUAGUACGUACGCUACGCGUCUGUCUCGUCUAAUGACGACGGGUCCACCAAGGAUCAACGGACAGGGACAAGCGACGAACGAGUAGGUAACCGCCGUGUCCGUGCGACGGCAGAACGUUCUGGAGGGCCUUGCCGUGGUCCGUACCGAACAAAAACCUGGUCACCAGACACGUGUAAAUCACUCCUACCUAGUACCAGAAUAUCUGUGAUGCAGGCCCAUUUGGUGGUUGGUGUACUAGAUUUCUUCGUCAGUGUAAAGAAAUCCGUACAUCUGGCACGUCGAGACAGACGCUGGCAAAGCCGAAAGCCCCAAGCGUGACGCCAGGGCCCGACGUGCGGACGCGAACUGCCGCGGGCCCGCGUGUCUACAACUUCAUCAAUCGUCGGGAAGAUUCGGGCCGGGGGCACCGCCUUCCUGCUGCCGGCACGGGCACGCGGAGCGAGGGUGGGCAGGGAACCAUAUGUUUAAUGUGUAGAUAUACUCAUAUGGACUCCAACAACAACAACAACAACAACAAAAAAAGUUUCAUGCUCAUUAGAUCGUAUAUAAGUAUAAUAUGACCAACUCAUAGUUUUAUCUAGGUUUAUCUAUACUCAGACAUACAUGAUCCAUCCAACGAGCAUAAAGUCUUUUUUUAUUAUAAUAGAUAGCGCAUGCGCUAUUAGAGUAAAAUACGCAUGCCUUAUAUAUGAGCGUCUGACCGUCUGUGUUCCGGCCAUUCGGACUUCGGAGCCAUGCAAACGUCUCACCCUGGCCCGUACGGUUCGUAGAUCGUAGUCAGCAGCGCUGACAAUUACACACAUAAAGCCCAAGCCCGCGCUUAACCUGAUUCUAUUUGGCCGAUCAAAAGGAUGCGUGGGACGACGGGUGCCGGAGUCGAGUCGGUCUCCUCCGCUUGCUUUGCCGCUCGGCUCACCGCUCACGGGCGCAAAGCGACGCCGCGCACGGGCGGAGCCCGAGCUGUGGCGGCCCCGUCGCAAGUACGCAGAGCUUUUGUCACUGUCGCCUGAUAUUUACCCAAUCAUUCAACAUGAUGAUGGAUCGUCUCUUGACAUGAUGGGUCCCUUUUGCUUUUUAUAUUAGGCAACAAAAAAAAACACAAAUUCAGAGAAAAUAAACUGCACAGGAUUCACACCAAAAUUCGUCAUGUCAGAAUUGGGAAUGCGUGUAGAAUUUCGGCCCGGCCCAAAGCCAAAGACAAUGGGCUGCGGAUGCCUACCGAACUCUUUCUGAUGGCUAACUUAAUCUGCGGUGCAUGUCUAAAUCAUCCCUUCCAUGGCGCGCGCGCAGGGGUUGGUGAUCCUGACGGUGCAGGCGCGCACGCCGUCGCUGAUGCCGCCGCGGUGCGCCUCGCCGGGCGCGGGCGGGGCUGCGUGCGAGCCCGUGUCGGGGGCGAAGAAGGCGGUGCUGUUGGCGGGGCUGUACCUGACGGCCCUGGGCGUGGGCGGGAUCAAGGGCUCCCUGCCCUCCCACGGCGCGGAGCAGUUCGACGAGCGCGCGCCGCGGGGGCGCAAGGCCCGCUCCACCUUCUUCAACUACUUCGUCUUCUGCCUCUCCUGCGGCGCCCUCGUCGCCGUCACCUUCGCGGUAUGGGUCGAGGACAACAGGGGAUGGGAGUGGGGGUUCGGCAUCUCCUCCGUCGCCAUCCUGCUCUCCGUCCCGCUCUUCGCCGCGGGCUCCAGCCUGUACCGGAACAAGCUGCCCACGGGGAGCCCGCUCACAACCAUCGCCAAGGUCCUCGCCGCCGCCGCGCUCGCGCGGCGCCGCGGCGGCGGCGGCGGCGGCGCGCAGAGCUCCAGCAACGGCGCCGUCAUCGACCGCGCGCCCAGCCCCGCGGGGAGCGCCGACGACAUGGAUGAGUACUGCAAGUCCGGGGACAUGGAGGAGAUCUCGAUCUCCGACGCGGCGUCGCCGGCCGCCGAGCCGUCCCGCGAGCUCGCGUUACUGAACCGCGCGGUGCAGUGCCAGCCGCCGCGGCACGGCCGCCGCCUGGCGUGCACGGUGCAGGAGGUGGAGGACGUCAAGGUCGUGCUCAUGGUGCUGCCCAUCUUCUUGUCCACCAUCAUGCUCAACUGCUGCCUGGCGCAGCUGUCCACCUUCUCGGUCGAGCAGGCGGCCACCAUGGACACGCGCGUGGGGAGGCUCACCGUGCCGCCGGCGUCGCUCCCCGUGUUCCCGGUCACGUUCAUCAUCGUCCUCGCGCCCGUCUACGACCACAUCAUCGUCCCGUUCGCGCGCCGCGUGACGGGGACCGAGACGGGCAUCACGCACCUCCAGCGCAUCGGCACCGGGCUGGUGAUGUCCGUCGUCGCGAUGGCCGUGGCCGCCGCCGUCGAGGUGAAGCGCAAGGACGUGGCGUCCAGAAGCGGGAUGCUGGAGGACUCCGGGAAGCCGCUGCCCAUCACCUUCUUCUGGAUCGCGUUCCAGUACCUGUUCCUGGGGUCCGCGGACCUGUUCACGCUGGCGGGGCUGCUCGAGUUUUUCUUCAGCGAGGCGCCGCCGCGGAUGAGGUCGCUGGCGACGUCGCUGUCGUGGGCGUCGCUGGCGCUGGGGUAUUACCUCAGCUCGGUGCUGGUGUCCGUCGUGAACAGCGCGACAGGCCGCGGCGGGCACCGGCCGUGGCUGCAGGGCGCCAGCCUGAACCACUACCGCCUCGAGAGGUUCUACUGGGUCAUGUGCGUGCUCAGCAGCAUCAACUACCUCUUCUUCCUGUUCUUGGCCGUCAGGUACAAGUAUAGAAACGCGGGGGUCAUCAAAGUGAUGAGGACAUCACUAUGAGUACGACUACACCAGCAGCACCUCCACAUCAAGCGCCACUUCCUUCAUUAGCUGGGCCAAUCACUCGGGCCCGUGCCAGAGAUCUUAACUUCGUCAUGCUACUGAAGAAUGAGGGCCCAGAAGAAUAGACGACCAGCCCAACUGCGGCCCAUAGUGGACGACCUAGGGUUGGCCGCCCCUAGGGGCUGCGCCCCCUCUAUUUAUCCAGGAGCUGCGCCUCCUUUAUUUUCGAGUUUUGUUUUACGUUAGCCUUAGCUACUCUCGAACACGCGCAAAUCUGCGCUGUCUUCGUGUAUUCAGAACUCCACCCUCGAGUAAUAGAUUAGAUUGCUCGCA